UCGAAUAUGGAUAUGGUUGUUACCCGCCUUCCCUUCACUUACAAAUGAGCACCGUUUUCCACCCCACCAUCGCCGCCUUAUCUCCUCCACCGCUCUCUCACCACCCUCCACUACCACCACCGCACUCUUCUCUUUCUCUCUCUCCCUCCAAACCCAAAACUCCCCUCAGCUUCUCGACCUCUCUCCCCACCCAACCCCUUCUCACUUCUCCACCGCCUCCCACUCCCAAUGCCUCCUCUCUCUUCUCCCAUCUCCUCUCCUUGCUCCGCCUCUCCGCUCGCCACGCCGACGCCGACCUCGCCAGGGCCGUCCAUGCCGCAAUUCUCAAGCGCGAAAACGACACCCAUCUCGGCAACGCGCUUCUCUCAACAUAUCUCAAGUUGCUUCUCGUUCCCGAAGCUUCCAAGGUCUUCGAGAGCCUGCCGUCGCCGAACCUCGUGUCCUUCACCGCCCUGGUUUCCGGUUUCGCCAAGUCGGGGAGAGAACAACAGGCCGUGGAGCUUUUCUGUCGGAUGAGGAGGUCGGGUAUUGAGCCUAAUGAGUAUAGCUUUGUAGCGAUUUUGACUGCUUGCAUUCGGGUUUUCGACAUCGAAUUGGGUCUGCAGGUUCAUGGUUUGGCUGCUAAGAGGGGGUGUUUGGAUUGUGUUUAUGUUUCGAAUGCUUUGAUGAGUUUGUAUGGGAAAUGUGGGUGUUUGGGUUAUGCGCUUAAGGUGUUUGAUGAAAUGCCUCACAGGGAUGUUGCGUCGUGGAAUACUGUUAUGGCGGGUUUAGUGAAUGAGGUUAUGUACGAUGAGGUGUUUGAGUUGUUUUGUGAGAUGGUGAGGAGGGAUGGGUGUGAUUUUGUGGACCACAUCACGCUUUCGACUGUUUUGACUGCUUGUAGUGGUGGUGGUGAUUUCUUGGAAGGACAAGAAGUUCAUGCCUAUGCUGUCAAGACUGGUUUGGAGGGGGACUUGAGUGUCGGCAAUGCACUUAUUGAGUUGUAUGCUGAGUGUGGUAGUGUGAAAGAUGUGGAUACUUUGUUUGAGAGGAUGCCUGCGAGGGAUGCCGUUACGUGGACGGAGAUGAUUACAGCUUACAUGGAUUUCGGGUUGGUGGAGAUGGCUGUGGAGAUGUUUGAUCAGAUGCCGGAGAGGAAUUGUUUUUCUUAUAAUGCUCUGUUGGCUGGCUUCUGUCGGAAUGGUGAAGGGUUGAGGGCGCUGGAUUUGUUUGUGAAAAUGGUGGAGGAGGGUCUGGAGCUGACAGAAUUCACUUUGAGUAGUGUAGUUGGUGCUUGUGGCUUGCUCAUGGACUGCAAAAGUAGUGAGCAAAUUCAUGGGUUUGCUAUCAAGUUUGGUUUUGAUUCAAACGCUUGUAUUGGAUCUGCAUUGCUUUAUAUGUACACAAGGUGUAAUCGAAUGGGAGAUGCAAUGAAAUUGUUCCACCAGUGGCCAACUGUGCAGGAAAAAUCGAUAGUUUUGACUUCAAUCAUAUGUGGGUAUGCUCGAAAUGGGCAACUGGAUGAGGCAAUCUCUAUUUUCCACCGAUAUCAGUCGGAAGGGAUAAUGGUAAUGGAUGAAGUUGCAUCCACUUCACUCCUUGCUCUUUGUGGGACUAUAGGGUAUCAUGAACUGGGGAAACAAAUUCACUCACAUGCUAUCAAGUUUGGUUUUCUAGCUUAUAUAGGGGUAGGAAAUGCCACAAUUAGCAUGUACACUAAGUGCUGGAACAUGGAUGAGGGUCUCAAAAUAUUCAGGAUGAUGCCCACUCACGACAUAGUUUCAUGGAAUGUUUUGCUGGCUGGUUAUCUUCUACAUAGACAGGGUGACGCAGCCUUAGCUGUCUGGGAAAACAUGGAGAAGACUGGCAUAAAACCAGACAAUAUUACCUUCAUUUUGAUCAUUUCAGCACACAGACAUACUAACUCCAAUUCUGUUGACAGUUGUCGAAAUUUGUUUCUCUCCAUGAAAGCAGUUUAUGGAAUUCAGCCCAACUCAGAGCACUUUGCCUCAUUUGUUGGUGUUUUAGGGUACUGGGGUCUGUUGGAUGAAGCUGAGGAUAUCAUCAGAAAGAUGCCCUUUCAGCCUGGGAUUUCUGUUUGGCGAGCUUUGCUUGAUAGCUGUAGGAUCCGCAUGAAUACAACUGUUGGAAAUAGGGUUGUGAAACGUAUACUUGCGAUGGAACCCAAAGAUCCAUCUAGCUACAUACUCGUAUCGAAUCUGUAUUCAUCGUCUGGGAGAUGGCAUUGCUCCGAGAUGGUGAGAGAUGACAUGAGAGAAAAGGGGUUUAGGAAGCACCCAGGUCGAAGUUGGUUCAUUUAUAACAACAAGAUACAUCCAUUCUAUGCAAGAGAUAAAUCCCAUCCUCAGGAAAAAGACAUAUAUAGCGGAUUAGAAAUACUUAUCGUAGAAUGUAUGAAAGCUGGUUACGUUCCAGACACAAGUGUUGUUCUUCAUGAAGUGGAAGAGCAUCAGAAGAAGGAUUUCCUGUACUAUCACAGUGCAAAACUAGCAGCCACCUAUGGGCUUCUGACCAACAAACCAGGACAACCAAUUCGAAUUGUGAAGAAUAUCCUUAUAUGUGCUGAUUGCCAUACUUUCUUGAAGUUCAUGUCCAUUGUAACCAAGAGAGCAAUACAUGUAAGAGAUGCGUCCGGGUUUCACUAUAUUUUAAACGGUCAGUGCUCAUGCAAAGAUUACUGGUGAGCUAUUGCCUCAUAUAUCUCUCAUCAUUACCGAGUUUUCUCAAUAUGGCAACCGCGACUUCAAGAAAGGAUGAGGCUGUGAGCCGGCGGGGAGCAAUAGCGCAAACCCAGACACCGUCUUUUUAUGGACACUUCCCA
Messenger RNA from Argentina anserina (silverweed cinquefoil), 2821 nucleotides. Its product is annotated as pentatricopeptide repeat-containing protein At5g03800. The record is from RefSeq and is a predicted model, not a curated record. Gene Ontology annotation, molecular function: protein binding; zinc ion binding. Bases 45 to 2684 code for a protein of 879 amino acids. Lineage: Eukaryota; Viridiplantae; Streptophyta; Magnoliopsida; Rosales; Rosaceae. The transcript is spliced from 2 exons.